Molecule: messenger RNA, 441 nt
Organism: Peronospora matthiolae
Lineage: Eukaryota; Oomycota; Peronosporomycetes; Peronosporales; Peronosporaceae
Source: the annotation of a GenBank genome assembly
AUGCGCUUCUGGUGGCCGGACUGGCACUCCGAGCGCUCGCCGUUCAGCGACAGCGAGUGCUCGACGGACGACCACUCCAGUCUCGCCAGCGACGGGUCGUUCUACGACGCGUCGUCUGACGCGGAGACUGGGGUGGAUUUUGACCAAUCGCCGUCCUCCAUCCUCGAUGACACGCAACUCGUCAUCGGGGAUAGGACGGCUGCAAAUCUGAUGCGCCCGUUCCCGGAACGUUGCGCAGUCCCUAUCCCACUUGAAGUGGGACCAUACGGGAUGGGACAAGCCAACGUGGGACAGGCGCAUCCAGGGAUUUUUGGCGCCCCCGUUUUCGGCCCCGCCGAUGGCGAAAAUGGGCCGCGAACGCCGCCACGCGCGACACCGCCCCGCGGCGGUGACGCGGAGUUGGACGCCGCCACUUCGGGCACGUGUUCGGAACACGCCUAG